CCGCCGGCCCUGACCCCUGAGCCGGGUUUCCUGGCCUCGUCCAGGGACAGCUUCUCCCAUGACGCGAUCGAGUCGUCGCUCCAGGCCUCAGGGCGAGAUAAAAGGACUGUGCUGACAGGGGACGGAGGGAGCAUCGGAAUGGCCUUCAGGGCACAGGCGCGAGGGUGGCGGGCCGGGCCCUGGCUGGCCCUGAGCAGGGCUCGCGCACUGGGCACCCGAGCCGCUCCGGCCCCCAGGGCGGUGCUGCCCUUCGAAGCCGUGCCCCGCUGUCCCGGCAACAAGUGGAUGCGGGUGCUGCAGAUCUGGAGGCAGCAGGGCUCUGAGAGCCUCCACCUGGAGAUGCACCGCACCUUCCAGGAGCUGGGGCCCAUUUUCAGGUAUGACGUGGGAGGGACACACAUGGUGCACGUGAUGCUGCCCGAGGACGUGGAGAGGCUGCAGCGAGUGGAGAGCCCUCAGCCCUGGCGGCCGCCCCUGGACCCCUGGCUGGCCUACCGACAGCAUCGUGGGCACAAAUGCGGCGUGUUCCUGCUAAACGGGCCCGAGUGGCGCCUGAACCGACUGAAGCUGAACCCGGACGUGCUGUCGCUACAGGCCGUCCAGAAGUACAUCCCCAUGGUGGACGGGGUGGCCAGGGACUUCUCACAGGCCCUGAGGGCGAGAGUGCUGCAGAAUGCCCGCGGGAGUCUGACCCUGGACAUCCGGCCCAGCAUCUUGUACUACACCGUAGAAGCCAGCAGUUUGGCCCUGUUCGGGGAGCGGCUGGGCCUGCUGGGCCCCAGCCCAAGUCCUGCCAGCCUGCACUUUCUCCAGGCCCUGGAGGCCAUGCUGAGGUCCACGGCCCAGCUCCUGUACCUGCCGCGGGGCCUGUCGCGCUGGACGAGUGCCAGGGUGUGGAAGGAGCACUUUGAGUCCUGGGACUACAUCGUCCAGUACGCCAACGAAGCCAUCCAGAGGAUCUACCAGGAGCUGGCCCUCGGCCGCCCGCAGCACUACAGCGGCAUCGUAGGGGAGCUGCUGCUGCGCGCGGACCUGAGCCUGGAGGCCGUCAGGGCCAACUGCAUCGAGCUCACCGCCGGGAGCGUGGACACGACGGCCUACCCCUUGUGGAUGACUCUGUUCGAGCUGGCUCGCAACCCUGAUGUGCAGCACGCCCUGCGCCAGGAGAGCCGGGGGGCCCAGGCCGGCAUCGCCGAGAAUCCCCAGACAGCAGUCACAGAGCUGCCCCUGCUGCGGGCCGCCCUCAAGGAGACCCUGAGGCUGUACCCCGUGGGUAUCUCGGUGGACCGCCAGGUGGGCUCGGACGUGGUGCUGCAGAACUACCACAUCCCGGCGGGGACCUUGGUCAAGGUGCAGCUCUACUCCCUGGGUCGAAACCCCUCCGUGUUCGAGAGGCCCGAGCGCUAUCAUCCCCAGCGCUGGCUGGACGGCCGGGGCUCCGGCACCAGGGCCCCCAGCCUGGCCUUCGGCUUUGGCGUGCGCCAGUGCCUGGGGCGGCGCCUGGCCGAGACCGAGAUGCUGCUGCUGCUGCACCACGUGCUCAACAACUUCCUGGUGGAGACCCUCACCCACGAGGACGUCAAGAUGGUCUACCGCUUCAUAAUGAUGCCCUCCACCCUCCCCCUGCUCACCUUCCGGGCCAUCCACUAGGGUGUCGCCCCGCUGUCGGGCCCCCACGCCGCCAGCCCACUGCCUGACCCCGGCCAGCCCUGUUUGUCCCCUUGGGCCCUGCUUCCUGAGCCACACAGUGCAGCCGGCACCUUGCACAGAGGGUCAACGGGAGGAUGCCUGGCGGCAGGCCCUGGUGUGUGCCCGGUGCCGCCAGCACCCUCCCGGGCAGCGAGCACCCUCCGGGGGCCUUUGAGGCCCUGUCGCCCCGACACUAGCCCCUGGGGCUUCGGAUGUGCACACCCCACCCCCCGCCUCGCCUCGCUGUCCAAUCUGUUAGCCCCUGUGCCCUCUGCCCCCUGAGGAGCUGCCAAUCUCGGGUCCUCGUCCUGCUCGGUGCCAUCUCAAGGGCCAUACUCUGUGCCCAGCCUAGAGCUGCAAGCGUGGCCGGUAGUUGCCCCACCCCAGCCCCAGCCCCACCCCCACCCGUUGUGCUCAGUCCACUUGGGCUUCUCCUGGCCCUGCGGGGCUCUGGGCUUAUGGCGAAAGCCCCCAGCCGAGGGCCUGCACGACCAGGUCAGGGUCGCGUUGACUAGAACAGCCACCCAGGAGCUCACGGGGACGAUGGGCCGUGGAGAUGACUCGCCAAGCAGGGAGGAUGGUGAAGUCUCUGGCUAGCCGCGGGAUGACCUCGGAGAAACCUCUAGAAGCAGGCUUGGGGCGCCCUCAGCCAGGCACAGCCACACGCUCCCUUGAGAGAGGGCCUCUGUGUGCCGUGGCCGCCCGCCCUGUCACAGCGGCCCCUCGGGCCUGACCCGGUGGCAGGAAGGGGCUUUGAACGGCGGAGAGCCGGCUGGGGUCUCCUAGCUGGCAGCAGCGAGCAGCCUGUCCCAGGCGGCCCGGCGCAGGGGACACCCCCGGCUGGAAGGGGCUGAGGCAAGGCCGGGCGGGGGCCGCUCUGCUCGGUGUCCCUGGCCCCCGGGAGAGCCGGCACUCGGCGCCCAGCCGGGCAGCGGGAGGAAGGGCACCCUCAGGCUGUGCCAGCCCUGCCCGUGCCCAGGGGCCCCUCGGCGGCAUCUGUCCCUGCGCGAGUCCCCGGAGGAAGAAGAGACCUGGCGCCCUCGGCACGCCGUCACCCUGGAGGAGGGCUGCUGCCCGCGGCGUGCUCUUCCCCUGGGCGAGGGGGACGGGGAGCCACGGAGACGAGCGGGGAGCCCGUCCCUUCAUCCCCCUCACCGCGAGAGGACGCCCAGCUCACAGGCCCCGGGGAGGACCUGGCAAGGUG
Molecule: messenger RNA, 2893 nt
Organism: Canis lupus familiaris (dog)
Lineage: Eukaryota; Metazoa; Chordata; Mammalia; Carnivora; Canidae
Product: cytochrome P450 11B1, mitochondrial-like
Exons: 9
Coding region: 139-1650 (503 amino acids)
Biological process (GO): cholesterol metabolic process; cortisol metabolic process; aldosterone biosynthetic process
Cellular component (GO): mitochondrial inner membrane; mitochondrion
Molecular function (GO): corticosterone 18-monooxygenase activity; iron ion binding; heme binding
Source: RefSeq, a predicted model, not a curated record